CAAGCUCUGACAUCACUUUUGCUCUCACACGCCCCCUCGGUUCUUUUAAAAGUCAGUCUUGCGGAGUCGCUGAGCGUUGCAGCGAAGUUUUGUUUUUUUUUGUUUAUAGUUUGAGAAAGAUUUCGAACGUUUCCGGCUCCUCGCCCAGCAGCCCCCGGAGAGAGAAGAGAAUGGUGCUGUACCACAAAGAGUUUGAAAAUGCUGGGAAGAAGGAAGGGAUCCAGGUCUGGAGAGUGGAGCAUUUGGAGCUAGCGCCAGUCCCACAAAGUUUGCACGGCAGUUUCUAUGUCGGGGACGCAUACCUGGUGAUGCAAACCAGAAUGAGGGGAAACAAUUUCAUUUACAAUCUACACUACUGGUUGGGCAAAGAGUGCUCUCAGGAUGAAAGUGGCGCCGCUGCGAUUUUUACGGUGCAAAUGGAUGACUAUCUGGGAGGGAAACCCGUUCAAUACCGAGAGCUGCAAGAUUACGAGUCCAAUACUUUUGUUAGUUAUUUCAAGGGCGGACUUAAGUACAAGGCCGGUGGUGUCGCUUCUGGUUUUACACAUAUUGUUACAAAUGACCUCUCUGCAAAGAGACUGCUGCAUAUUAAAGGCAGGCGGGUUGUCAGAGCAACAGAAGUUCCUCUCAGCUGGGCCAGCUUUAAUAAAGGAGAUUGUUUCGUUGUAGAUCUGGGGAAGGUAAGUUGA
Rhincodon typus (whale shark) is the source of this 689-nucleotide messenger RNA. RefSeq names its product scinderin-like. Bases 171 to 689 code for a protein of 172 amino acids. Gene Ontology annotation, biological process: actin polymerization or depolymerization; actin filament severing; barbed-end actin filament capping. Lineage: Eukaryota; Metazoa; Chordata; Chondrichthyes; Orectolobiformes; Rhincodontidae. Gene Ontology annotation, cellular component: actin cytoskeleton; cytoplasm. The transcript is spliced from 3 exons. The record is from RefSeq and is a predicted model, not a curated record. Gene Ontology annotation, molecular function: phosphatidylinositol-4,5-bisphosphate binding; actin filament binding.